Calidris pugnax (ruff) is the source of this 2149-nucleotide messenger RNA. RefSeq names its product transmembrane protein 115 (gene TMEM115). The coding region runs from base 32 to 1090 and encodes 352 amino acids. NCBI's taxonomy places the organism in Eukaryota, Metazoa, Chordata, Aves, Charadriiformes, Scolopacidae. The transcript is spliced from 2 exons. Gene Ontology annotation, cellular component: Golgi apparatus; membrane. The record is from RefSeq and is a predicted model, not a curated record. Gene Ontology annotation, biological process: retrograde vesicle-mediated transport, Golgi to endoplasmic reticulum.
GGCAGCCCCGUCCCGCCGGCGGGGGCCAAAGAUGCGGCGGUACCUGCCGGUGGCCCGGCAGCACUUCCUGGCGGCGCUGGCCGGCACCAGCGUGGUGGUGAAGUCGCUGAGCGCCGCCGUCGUCCUCCUCUACCUGCUCUCCUUCGGACUGGACACCGCCUACGGGCUGGGGGUGACCCCGGGAUACCUCCUGCCCCCCAACUUCUGGAUCUGGACGCUGCUGACGCAGGGGCUGGUGGAGGACCGAGCCUGGGGCCUGGCGGCCAGCCUGGCCACGCUGGGAGUAGCAGGCCGGCUGCUGGAGCCCCUCUGGGGAGCCCUGGAGCUGCUGGUCUUCUUCGCGGUGGUGAACAUCUCGGUGGGGCUCCUGGGAGCCCUCGCCUACUUCCUCACCUACGUGGCCUCCUUCCACCUUGCCUACCUGUUCGCCGUCCGCAUCCACGGCGGGCUGGGCUUCCUCGGGGGCGUCUUGGUGGCCCUCAAGCAGACGAUGGGGGACAGCACCGUCCUGAAGGUGCCCCAGGUCAGAAUGAAGGCGGUCCCCAUGCUCCUGCUCCUUCUCUUGGCUCUGCUGCGGCUCGCCGCCCUCGUCCAGAGCAAUGUACUGGCCUCGUACGGCUUUGGGCUCCUCUCCAGCUGGGUCUAUCUCCGUUUCUACCAGCGGCACAGUAGAGGCCGUGGAGACAUGUCUGAUCACUUCGCCUUUGCCACUUUCUUCCCUGAGAUCCUGCAGCCCGUGGUGGGUCUGGUGGCCAACCUGGUGCACAGCAUCUUGGUGAAGGUGAAGGUCUGCCGCAAGACAGUCAAACGCUACGAUGUGGGUGCCCCGUCCUCCAUCACCAUCAGCCUGCCAGGAACAGACCCCCAGGACGCCGAGAGAAGAAGGCAGCUGGCCCUGAAGGCCCUGAACGAGCGGCUGAAGCGCGUGGAGGACCAGUCGGCCUGGCCUAGCAUGGAGGACGACGAGGAGGAGGCAGUGACGGUGACGAAGGCUGACAGCCCGCUGCUGCCCGACUCUGGCACGGCCGGGAAGGGCGCCGGCCAGGAGUCCAGCCUCAUCACCUUCCAGGAUGCCCCGUCCCAGCUGUGACCAGCCGACACGCCGCCCCCCCUUCCCCACCCUGUCUCCGUUGGAGAGCUGCUAACCCCCCUCGUGUCCCCCCCACGCAGCCGGGACGCUCAGCGAGGAGCAGGGACUCCUCCCGCGGCAGAGGCAGGGGGGCUACCUCAUUCCAAUGCUUCGUUGCCGCUUGCGGCCAGCACCGGGCGCCCAGGAUGAAGGACAGGGGCUCCUCGAGCUGCUCCCCUCGGCGCAGGACAGGCUGUGGACAUCAGUGCCAGCAGUGGGGGCUGCUCCAGGAUGGGGACAUGGGGCUGAUCCAGCCCUAGCUGUGCCCCACACACAGCCAGCUGGCCCCCUCCCCACACGAGAGCAAAGUCAGUGGCGCUUCCUCGCUUCUCCUCUUCACUGGGGGUUGGCCAGAGCACUCAACACUUAUUUCCUACUUUCUGAAGGUAGUUUUGUCCCUAACUGAGGGAACAGGAAGGCUGGCCAAGUUUCUUUUCUGAAUCCUUUUCCUAUGGGGAGCAUCCCCUCUGGCCUGGCAGGAGCUUGCCAUGACCAGUGAGAGGUUUGCCAGGUGUGGGGGGGGACAGGAGGGGGCUGCCCAGCCCCUCUCGGCAGUGGUCUGGCACUGCCAGCUCUGGCCUUUCACAUGGCAGGGGGUCUCUCCUCCUUCCUCUCCUGUCCCCAAGGCCGGUCCCGCCAGGAGCCGGUGUCCUCGGCCGCUCCCCGGUUAAUCCGUUUGUCAGAUUACACUAGAAGCUGGAAUUAAUUUUUACAAUGGGGCUCUCGCUGCUUCCUCCAGCAGUGGGUUUUCUUUCCUGCAGGUAGAAUAUGGGCUCCCCCUUCUCUUUCCCUCCCUCUGUGUUGAUGGGCUUUGUUUUGGGUUAUUUUUUUUUUCCUGGCUGGAGAGGAUGCUCCCUGUGAUAGCCUCCUCGCAGCUCCUGAUCCCCAGGCAGUCCCCAGCCCGGGACGUGGGUCAAUGGUGUCGUGAUUAUUUUUUUAAAGGACCACAUGAGAAGGUUUUGUCAAUUGGGGAAAAAAAAAAAAAUAGACAUUUCGUUAUCAAUAAAGAGUUCUUUGAAA